AAUCUUUCACGGCUUUUUACACCUUUCAGACAGAGUAAGAUGGCGAGGCCAAGCGAAGAUGGCCAGGCCUAGUGAAACUACGCGCCACGUACAAGAGGAUGAGUGUGAGUGAGUGAGUCUGUGUGUUUGUGUGUGUGUGUGUAUGUGUGUGUGAGUGAGUGACCAAUGUUUGUACAUUUGGUACCUAAUCUUUGGUACCCUACCCGGUAGUACCACUUUUUGCUGCCAAGAUACCAAAAAUACGUGCCAUUGUCAAAGCUUCAAAAGCAGAAUUCUAUUUUCCUGCAGGAUAUAGUGUGAAUACCCCAGAGAAAAGUGUUCACCGCGCUUCGUACGAGCACCACUGUAUUCAGAAUUUCCGUGUUGCAGUAGGGUCACCGAGUGUUGCAUGUUCAUCGGGUGUUCGGUCGGUCAAAGUCCGUCAUAAACCACUUAGUUACCACAAUAACAGCCCCUCAGAAUAGAAUGCGUAUCUUAUUUCCGUGUUGGGUCAUCGGGGUAGAGUUGAAACUCCCAAAAGGUCAACAAAACAAAAACAGGAGAGGCAAAGUUUGUGACAAGGUCGGUCCCGUAUGAUACAUUGGUAAGGCAAAAGCUGGCGGAAGUCCGGCCCGAAUAAAUUGAGCUUGCCGCCUUGAAUCCUUCAGCUCCCGAGUUCGCCCUCCGUGGUCAAGAAAUGGCGGAUCUGGAUGCAAAAGCUAUUCAUGGAUAUUUUGUAGAUUCAAAACCAUAGAUAGUUCAUAGGUCUUUCAGUGCCAAACUUGUGUACGAGUUGACGUUCUUUGUUCGAGUAACUUUGAGUUGUGCUAAACUUUGUACGCCCAUGCAGUUCAGUUGCCAUACAAAAGGUUGUCCCUUUGCGACAAGUUGUGGCGGCAGCUAGUGCAAGAGCGCAAAAUGGCACAAGUUUACAAAGAGCAACAGUGCACUUCGUCGACGUGAAGCAUUCUAUCUGAUCUGAUUAUAAGACAUCAAACACGUUAGUCGUCAUUCGGCAGGGAGGCAUGGCUUGCACGACUGUGUACGAGAGAGGGGAGAAGGCGUGUUCUCGGGCCCACGGCACUGCCAUCUCCAGGUGGCAGCUUGCCUGUGUUUGCCUCAGCGUGGUCGCCAUUACCCUCUCUCUUUUCACCCUGUUCUGGGUGCAGAAGAUCGUGCAGGAUUUGGAUCACCGCUGCGGCUGUGAGGUACGGAGGCGUGCGGAGGAGGGACACUCUGCGCCCGUCACGUCACUCUCGGGACCGUCGGGCCUACAAGACGUCGAGACCCCCGACACAGACCCAGACACCAUCCAACUGGCCAGAUGGAAAGCGGACGAGGAAGAGGACGAAGAAAAGUUUGGGCAAAGUCGCAACAAAAGAUCUAAAGGGAAAAGGGACCGCCAGAGGAAGAGAUGCAGCCAAGUUACUAAAUGCAUGAGAAACGACACAGACACUUACGGAUUCUUCGAUGCACUUACAGAGAUCCGCGAACUCCGACAGAAUUUCACUCGGGACGUGAAAAAAAUGCUCACUAGGAGCUACGUCCACCACACCCACCCUGACGAUGUUGCUGAAUGGCCUGGCGACCGUAGAAACGUAAGCGAGCGCGAAACGGUGUUGAGUGUGAAGGUUGCGUCUCGGGAUGUCGCUGAGCGCUCUGGGGACGAGGAGACGACCACCAUUCAAGGCAGCGGCGUCUACCUUGUAUAUGGCCAGCUAACCUACGACGAACAGCAGAUCGUGGAAAGUAAGAGCUAUAACGGCCUGUCCAUCCUUGUGAUCUCCGACGACCAGAACAGGAACCCGCCCAAGUUCUUGACCUGCUGGCAGAAGUAUCCCGGUCCGGGCACCAACGCACCGACCUCGUGCUUCACCGCAGGCGUGGUCCCUCUCCAGGACGGGAUGAUGAUCAACUUGACGGCGACUGUCAGCGGGAGAAUCUUCAUCGACCGCGAGAAGACGUUCCUUGGGGCCGUUAACCUGGGGGAGCUCCCGCCUGAACCAAGUGAUGGAGGGUAGACGACAGGACGAAGCUGUUUACAUGUAUAUUUACUUGUACA
Messenger RNA from Branchiostoma belcheri (Belcher's lancelet), 2041 nucleotides. RefSeq lists its product as uncharacterized. The record is from RefSeq and is a predicted model, not a curated record. Gene Ontology annotation, cellular component: membrane. NCBI's taxonomy places the organism in Eukaryota, Metazoa, Chordata, Leptocardii, Amphioxiformes, Branchiostomatidae. Gene Ontology annotation, molecular function: tumor necrosis factor receptor binding; receptor ligand activity. Gene Ontology annotation, biological process: immune response. Bases 1005 to 2000 code for a protein of 331 amino acids. The transcript has 9 exons.